AAAGCUGGUUUGUCACCUGGGAAGUUUACCAAGAAGUAUGCAGCAAAACAGUUAAAGCAUCGUCUGCAGGCAGAGGAGAGAUCCAAGCUACCCUCAACAAAGAGAAGAAGAAUCCAGUUGAAGCAGGAAAGAAAUAAUACGCAAUGUGCAUUUCAGGCACUCGAGGGUGACACAUAUCAAUCAGAGAUAGGAUUAGAGGAUGAGGUUGACAUUGUACAGAUACCGGAUCCUGUUCCUCGUGGUGUCUUUAAACCCAUCACAUUAUCGAGUGGAUCUCCCUCCCUUGUGGUAUUUGAUUUAGAGACCACUGAUCUGAUUCGAGGAAGACAGAUGCCACAUAUCACUCAACUUGCUGCAGUUGAAUUGGAUACGGGAUCUCUGUACAACACAUAUAUUCUUCCAAAGGUGCCCAUUUCAGAGGAAGCAAUGAACACGACUGGCAUUGUAGUGAAUUCCGACUUAGAAAAAAUGACUGUCCACGGUAGGGAGGUUGAUGCAGUUAACAUUAUAUCUGGACUAACAGAGUUUGUGGAAUGGAUGAAGAAUUUUUCAAAUGUUAUAUUGGUAGCACAUAAUGGAAGGAAAUUCGACUUCCCUGUACUUAUGAGUACCUUACGCUGUUUAAACAUGACAGACACACUGCUUCCUGUUGUUUCUGGGUUUAUUGACUCCCUGAGUGUGUUCAAGAAAGCCUUUCCUGGACAGCAGAAUUACAAGCAAGAGACACUAGUGAAAGCGGUACUCAACACCAGCUACGCUGCCCAUGAUGCUACAGAAGAUGUUAAAACCUUAGGUUUGUUGAUGAAGCAGACCAAGUUUUUAGGUCCUGAGAUCUUACAGUUUAGUUUUCCACCAAUUUCUGUUCACCAAGGCCUUCUUUUUAGCAACGAGAAAUCAAAAAACAUAACGUCAUUGCAUGUUUUGAUUGCUAAAGGUGUUGUGAAGCACAACACAGCAGAAAAUAUUGCAGGUUCAGGCUUGAACUUGUCCCACCUUCACAAGAUAUUUCAGAGAGAUGGCGAGGAUGGACUUAGAGCUACAUUUGCUCAGAAAAACUCUGAAGGCCAGGCCCGGGUUUCCUCUACAAAGCGUGUUCUUUACUCUGUUAUUCCAAAACUUGUGGAAUAUUUUGAAAAAAAUGAUGUAAACUGA
Magallana angulata is the source of this 1152-nucleotide messenger RNA. RefSeq lists its product as uncharacterized. Gene Ontology annotation, cellular component: cytoplasm. Gene Ontology annotation, molecular function: 3'-5'-DNA exonuclease activity; nucleic acid binding. Bases 331 to 1152 code for a protein of 273 amino acids. Lineage: Eukaryota; Metazoa; Mollusca; Bivalvia; Ostreida; Ostreidae. The record is from RefSeq and is a predicted model, not a curated record. The transcript has 3 exons. Gene Ontology annotation, biological process: DNA catabolic process.